Cladocopium goreaui is the source of this 1929-nucleotide messenger RNA. The record is from the annotation of a GenBank genome assembly. Lineage: Eukaryota; Dinophyceae; Suessiales; Symbiodiniaceae.
AUGGCAAUUUUGAAGGAAGUUGGCCUUGCUUACAUUGCCAAGCUUCGACCCAGGGACCUUCUAGUGCAUCCAUGCAACAGGGGAGGACAAAUGGUGAAUGGGUUCGAUGUUGCUGCAAAAGGACAAGCUAUUUGUGCAGUUGGUUGGGACAUCAACAAAAUCAGAGAGCCUGUUUGUGUUGAGCUGCCUUUUGAUGCUGUGAAGAAAGCAGAAAUCAUUGAAGCAAACACCAAGCUGGCUGACCAAAGCAAUGGAAUGCUGGCCAAACCUUUUGGAAAGGAAAGGUGCUGCAGCAUCAGUGCAUCCCACACCACCAGCUUCUUGAGAGCCUUGGAAGCUGGGUGCACCUUUGGUACUGAACAAUUGUCUUUGGAGCAGCUGCAAGCCAAAGGAGACGACCUUGGACAGCUUCUUCAAGAAGGAUGGGAUUGGACAGUAAUUUCUGCAAAGGUGGAAGAGGAGAUCCCAAGCUUGCCUUCUUUGCUUCAGCAAGCCUACAACAGUGACCAUGGCAUCUUGAAGCCACCAACCGAGCUGGAAGUGAUGAUGACCAUUGCCCAGACCUAUGAGUUGCAGCCCCAAGGCCACAAGGACUUGGGGAAAGCUGUUAGUCAAGCAGCUUCAAGCAUGCCCCCUUGCAAGAGCUACAUCAAAAGCAUUGGUGACUUUGUGGGCAGCUUCGCUGGUGGUGAGAGCUUCAACUUGCUGAAAUACCUGGACUUCGUUGGAAGAUCAUAUGGUGCCAGUGUUCUGAUGGGAGAAGACUUUUGCAACUUGGUGGCCUACACUGAUUGGAAGAUGGGCAGCACCACCCUCCCUUUCCUCAGGGUGGGCUUGUGUGCCACUCAGGUGACAGCACCUGCUGCUGCUGUGAAGGAUGGCAUCAGUAGAAUGGUCAACAAGUCUGACUUUGACAAGUUGAAGCAAAAGAAAAUGAAUACUGAAGUUUUCAAAGCAGAGCAGCUUAUGGCAGUUGCUUGGAAGACUUUGGAAAAUUCUCAGCUGGCCUUUGAAAAGAAAGCCUUGCUGUUUGGAAAGCUCCAGCUUAAACUGGUUCUGCAGCUGCUGGGAAAAGAGUUGAAAGGAAGAGAGGGCAAGCAGUAUCAGGACAUGGAUGCUGUGAGCCAGAUGUUCGAAGAAGAGGUGAGGGAAAGCAGUGGCGGUGCUUCAGCCACAGGGACUUCGGCUGAAAGACCUGCAGAGCCAGUGAAAUCCUUGGAAGAUGCCAAUGAUCCCAAAGCCAUUGCUUUGAAUGCCAACAAGCACAUCAAGCUGAACAAGCACUAUGUGUUCAAGAAGGCAGAGGGCAAGGUUUGGAAGCUGGUGUCUUUGAAAGACACUGUGGCUAGCCUGGUCCACAAGCCUUUCUUUGAGCCAGAAGAACAUCAGGAUGUGCUUCACAGUGAACUGAAGGACUUGAAAGAAUGGAAGAAGGAUGCGCCUGAGCUUGUGAACCAAACCUUGGUGGAGAAACUGUCUCCCAGUGCUUCACUGACUUUGACAGAAGAGCUCCACAGGCUUGGAGACCCAAAGCUCCUGGUGAGCAACCACCACCAAGUCUUCACUUCUGUCAAGGUGAACAAGGGCAAGUUGCUGCUGCUUCCCAUGGGCACCUUGCAGCUUUUGCCCAUGGACAAGAUCCAGAAGCACCACUGCAUCAUCAGGUGCACUGACUUGGACAAGCAAGUCUUGCUGGUCCAAGCCUUCAAGUGCGACUUUGUAAAAGAAACUGGCUUGUUUUGUCCAUACUGGAUGGUCAAAGCAGGAAGCAAUGCAGAUGAGUCCCCACUUGCAAAGCAAAUUGUCAAAUAUGCUAAUUUGCAAAUCCCUGCCUUGGUAAACAAAAAGCAGGUGGAGAAGCAUACCCUUUUGCAAGUUGAGCCUGAGGAAGAAGAUGCUUCUGGCUCCAAGAAGAAGAAAACUUCUUAG